Bactrocera neohumeralis is the source of this 2934-nucleotide messenger RNA. RefSeq names its product putative fatty acyl-CoA reductase CG5065. Gene Ontology annotation, biological process: long-chain fatty-acyl-CoA metabolic process. The transcript has 11 exons. Lineage: Eukaryota; Metazoa; Arthropoda; Insecta; Diptera; Tephritidae. Bases 209 to 1705 code for a protein of 498 amino acids. The record is from RefSeq and is a predicted model, not a curated record. Gene Ontology annotation, cellular component: peroxisome. Gene Ontology annotation, molecular function: alcohol-forming very long-chain fatty acyl-CoA reductase (NADP+) activity.
AAAAUCCAAUUUAAACUUAUUCAUGAACUAGUAAAAAUGGAAUUAAACGAAAUGGAUUUCAGAAAUAAAGUCGCCAGGGCUAGAAUUAUAAUCAGUUUGUGUUGGACGAUUCCGAAGUACACAGGUGACAAAGUGUGAAGCUAUUUCCGCUCAAUUUUACUGAACAGGGAUACAGCCACAACAGGAUAUACAUAGUUAACAGUAUAAAAUGCUUAUAUCACAAUUUUUUGAAAACCAGGAGAUUUUUAUUACCGGGGGCUCAGGUUUUAUAGGAAAGGGCCUCAUUGAAAAAAUUUUGCGCUCUUGCACAAAUGUAGGUGCCGUCUACGUCCUGCUACGACCGAAAAAAGGAAAAACUAUUGAAGAGCGUUUAAAUAAUAUAUUAGAUUCUCAACUAUUUGCCCGUCUUAGACGAGAACAACCUCAAAACUUAAAGAAAGUACAUGCUAUUGCAGGUGAUUGUAGUGAACUAGGUUUGGGCAUUUGUGCAUCUGAUUUGAGACGAUUAGAAAAUGUGAACAUUAUUUACCAUUCAGCUGCUAGUGUAAGAUUCGAUGAUCCAUUGCGCGAUGCUAUUCUCAUGAAUACACGCGGCACUUAUGAGUUGAUCAAAAUCGCAGAAACUCUUAAGCAUCUGAAGGUCUUUAUGCACGUUUCCACCACUUACUGUUAUCCAAAUCGACGAGUUAUUGAGGAACAGUUUUACCCACCUUAUGCAGAUUGGCGCACAACUAUUAAACUGGCCGAAACUUAUGAUACUGAAUUGUUGAACGUUUUCAAUCUAAAAUACGGCGACUUCCAGCCAAACACAUACACAUUUACGAAAAGUUUAGCCGAACAAAUUAUCAAGGAGUAUAAAGACAAACUGCCUUUAAUGAUAUUUCGACCUUCAAUAGUUAUUUCAUCGAUUGAAGAACCUGUUCCUGGGUGGGUGGAUAACUUUAACGGCCCCAUUGGAAUGCUAGUUGCUUGUGGCAUUGGUAUAUUCCGUACUAGCUAUGGUGAACCAAACAUUAUUUCCGACUUUGUACCAGUUGAUGUAGUUGUGCGUGCCAUGCUAAUUGCUACGUAUCGUAAGGGUACUGAGGAUAGAGAUAAUGAUGAACCGAAGCUGGAAGUAGUUAAUGGUGCUGCUUCAAAAAUUUGCCCCAUAACAACUGGCGAAGUCAUCGAAAUCGGCAAAAAAGUUAUAAAAGAAACUCCUUUUGAAAAGACAUUGUGGGUACCAGAUGGAAGCAUAACGCGGUGCCCGGUGUGGAAUAUGAUACGGUUCUUUACUCUACAUAUUUUGGUGGCAAUAUUUGCAGAUUUUGCCUUGCGGUUUACUAAUACAAAACCAUUCCUUUUAAAAUUGCAACGACGUAUUUAUGCUGCCACAUUAGCCUUGCAUUACUUCGUAACCACUCAGUGGGACUUCAAGAACGACAAUUUCUAUGAAUUGAAUUCUUUUGUACCAGAGUCCGAAGUCGAUAAAUUUGGAUUCUUACAAUACAAAGAUCUGGAUUACGAACAAUUUUUCCGCACGGGUAUACGUGGCGCAAGGGUAUUUUUGUUGAAAGAACCGGCAACAUGUUCUCAAGGUGCAUUAACACGCAUGAAAAUCUACAAAGUAUUGCAUUUUCUCAUCAAGUUAAUCGGAAGUGUGCUGAUUUUACGCUUCGUAGCAUACUUUAUUUAUGAUAAAUUUUAUGCUACUUUCAUAUAAUUCAAAUAUCUUACACUUUCGUCUAUAUAAUUCAUUUGGAAUAAAACAUUAACACAUCAUAUCAUGUAUUUAAUGCACCAUCGUCUAUCAAAAAAAUCUAACCUUUUUUGAAUUAGUCCAAAUGGAUUGUUUAGCGAUUUCCUAUGAAAAUUCUAUUUUACAGUAAUAAAAAGAUACAUACUUUAUUUUUAUAUAUCUUGGUUUAUUUUUGUUGACAAAUUUAUUACAAUUAUUCUCUUGCUCUUUGUUGUCCUAUACUUGUAGUGGCAAUUUAAUGCGUUUUAUCCAUCCUUCGCAAACUAAUCUUCUUUACAUCAAAUCUCAACCAUAUAGGUUGGAAAAAUAUACACAUAUGCAAAGUUGUGGAAACAAAAACCAAAAUUCUUAAUUUCCACGAGAUGGUACAUGGUCACAAGUUAUGCAUAUGGUACAUGUUUCUCAGACUGCACCUUACCAUCUUAAUAAUGAAAAAUUGGGCCAGAUGGCAAAGUCUUUCUUGUUUAAGAAAAUAUUUCUUUUUUAUUAAUAUUUUUGUUGUUCAAGUCUUUAGUAAUUUUUUGUUUAAUUAACAUUUUAGCGUAAGAAAAUCAAUACGCAUGUAAUUAAAAUCAAAAUGAAAUUAAAAAUAUUCAUUACAUUGUUUGCAAGUAUAAAAAUGGAAAGUUGCGUCAUUUUGAAGCUACGAAUUUUUGUACGCAUGCGUAAGCUUCUAUUUGAGCACUAACUUGGUGUUUAUGAAUUAGAACACAAAACGUCUUUUUAUGCUUAUGGUGCACAUGAAUACAUAUGUAUGUAUGCAAAUUUAAUGAAAACAUUUUGUGAAAUGUGUGUUUAUGCAUUAAUGAAGAUGUAUCUAACUUCAUAUGGAACUUAUUAAUUUGUGUACGCUUGAAUUUAGAAAACUUCCAAAUAAAGAAAAAAAUCGACAUUUUAGAUUUUUGGUUAUAAUGUCCCCCUCAUGUCUCACUCGUACGUAGACGAAUGGAUGACAAGAAGAGUUUGCCAAUCUUAUUCUUUCCUCUCAAGUUUUUGUAACAUUUUAAAUAAUUAGAAAAUAAUACAUUUGAAUGAAAACUUAAAAAAAUGCUUUAAAAUUCUAGAAUUUUGUUUGGUUAUGUUAUGUAAAAUACCAUUAACCAAUUUAGAAGCAUUUCCUGUGCACAAUUGAUGGGCCGGAUUCGUCGUAUUCUUGUUUCGAGAUCCACAUCUGUUGGAAGGUAGACAAAGAA